GAAUAAAUGCUUGAUCAUUGUUCAUGUUUAAACGGAUAUAUUUUUUUUGUAGCAGGGUCUUUUUGUUUCGCCUCUUUUUUGGUUACGACAACCUUAAAAUCACAUAUAUAUUCCUUAUUACCAGGGUCUUAACUUGAACUUUAAUAAAAGUAUUUUAUAAAAAUGGCUGAAAUUGAAGAACAUCAUUUCGAAACCGGAGAUUCUGGUGCUUCACAAACUUAUCCUAUGCAAUGUUCCGCAUUGCGUAAAAACGGUUUUGUUUUGAUCAAGGGUAGACCCUGUAAGAUUGUUGAAAUGUCAACUUCCAAAACUGGCAAGCACGGUCACGCUAAAGUUCACAUGGUUGGCAUUGAUAUUUUCUCCAAUAAGAAAUAUGAAGAUAUCUGUCCAUCUACUCACAACAUGGAUGUUCCCCAUGUAAAGAGAGAGGACUUCCAAUUGACCGACAUCAGUGAUGACGGUUAUUUGACCUUGAUGUCCGACAAUGGUGACAUCAGAGAAGAUCUUAAAUUGCCAGAAGGUGAUUUGGGUACCUCUUUGAGAGCCGAUUUCGAUAACGGCAAAGAACUUUUGUGUACUGUCCUCAAGUCUUGCGGCGAAGAAUGCGUUAUUGCUGUUAAGACUAAUACUGCUCUUGACAAGUAGAGUGGCGUUAGUGUGUCUUAAGAAGAGUUCUUUUUUUUACGAAUAAUAAAAAAUUAUAAUAAAAAUAUGUUGUGUUUUUACCAUCUAUAUAACAUCAACAGCUCUAACAAUGUAACAAACAACAUUAUUCAAAUUAGAAGAUUGAAGAAAUAGAAAAAAGGAUUUGUUAUAAUAAUAAAAAAAACUCUAGUUGCUGCAAAUUUCUUUUGCAUUUAAAUGUAUAAACAAAACAUACAAUUUGAAGUAUAUUUUUAAAAUAGUCUGUUUUUAUAAUAACUUUAUAAUAUGAUCCUCAUAUAUAAUAUAAAGGAGUUAUCUUUAGUUUUUUUUUUCCAAAAAAUGUCAAACACUUCAACCAACCAACUAUUAUUAUAAUAAUAAGAGUCGCUGUUGUUUUUGUUGUCGUCAGAUUAUUCCAACUUAUUAUUUUUUAUACAUAUAUCCUAAAAAAAAACAAAAAAUAUACUUCGUCAAGAAUUUAUUUUAAUAAAAAGAAAAACAAAACAGAA
This is a messenger RNA of Calliphora vicina (urban bluebottle blowfly), 1154 nucleotides long. RefSeq names its product eukaryotic translation elongation factor 5 (gene eEF5). The transcript is spliced from 4 exons. Lineage: Eukaryota; Metazoa; Arthropoda; Insecta; Diptera; Calliphoridae. Gene Ontology annotation, biological process: positive regulation of translational termination; translational elongation; positive regulation of translational elongation. The record is from RefSeq and is a predicted model, not a curated record. Bases 163 to 645 code for a protein of 160 amino acids. Gene Ontology annotation, molecular function: translation elongation factor activity; RNA binding; ribosome binding.